This is a messenger RNA of Acanthosepion pharaonis, 615 nucleotides long. The record is from the annotation of a GenBank genome assembly. NCBI's taxonomy places the organism in Eukaryota, Metazoa, Mollusca, Cephalopoda, Sepiida, Sepiidae.
AUGAAUCUAUCUAUCUAUCUAUCUAUCUAUCUAUCUAUCUAUCUAUCUAUCUAUCCUUCCAUCUCUCUGUCUGCCUGCCCAUCUAUCUACCUUUCUAUCUUAAUCCCUUCAUAUCUAUCUAUCUAUCUAAAUCCCUUCGUAUUUAUCUAUCUAUCUAUUUAUCUGUCUGCCUGUCCAUCUAUCUAUCUUUCUUUCAAUCUUAAUCCCUUUAUAUCUAUCUAUCUAUCUAUCUAUCUAAAUCCCUUCAUAUCUAUCUAUCUGUCAAUCUAUCGUCUCUCUCUGUCUAUCUAUAUAUCUGUCUAUCUAUCUAAAAUCCCUUCAUAUCUAUCUAUCUAUCUAUCUAUCUAUCUAUCUAUCUAUCUAUCUAUCUAUCUAAAUGUCUGUCUAUAUUUCCCUAUCCGUGGUUCUCUCUCUCUCUCCUUUCUUUCGCUCUUUCUCAAUUCAUUUUCCAGUUUCCCCUUUUUUAUUUCCCCUCUUUACACAAUUCUCUUUCCCACGCUCCCCGAAUUUUCCUGCUUUCUCUUAUGUUUGUUUGCCUUUCUCACCUUCUUUUUACGUUUUUUUCUGUCUAGCUCUCUCUCUCUUUCUCUCUCUCGUUUUCUUCCCAAUCUCUAG